GGCGUUGUAUCCAUCCAGGGGGACCGGCUGCUGGCAUUCUCUCCUGCAACUCCAGUCGCCAGAGAGGCAUCAUGGGCUUCGGGAAGUCCUCUCCCUUCUUGGCUCUCAGCAUCUUGGUCCUGUGCCAGGCAGGCGGCCUCCAGGCAACACCGCUCAGGUGGGCCUUGGAGAGCCUCCCAGACUCUGAAUAUGCUGCACUCAAUGAGAAGGAAGGACACCUCCUGGCUUCACUGGUGAAGGCCUAUGCACAGAGGAACACUAACGAGCUGGACCAGCCUGAGGAGCAGGAGACGGAGGCAGAGGACUCCAGUGUCACUCACCAGAAGAGAUCCUGCAAUCUUCCCACCUGUGCGAUCCAUCGGCUGGAAGACUUUCUUUACAGACAUAUGGGAAUACUUAAGGAAGGCUUUGUGCCCACUAAUGUGGGCCCCAAGUCCUAUGGCCGUCGCCGUAGGGAACUUCAUGCCUGAGCUGCUAGAGGACUCCAGCAAGAAGGUUACAAUGAAGCUGAACUCACCACUUCUAUUAAUUUCUGUUGACAACAGCUUGGUGAGAAGACCCCAGGGAAGAUAUACAUGUUUGCAUCCAAAUAGAUUAAAAAAAAAAAGCCCCUUUUUCACUCAAAAGGAAUGAAAUUAAAUGCAAAAUAAACAAAUCCCA
Molecule: messenger RNA, 660 nt
Organism: Myotis lucifugus (little brown bat)
Lineage: Eukaryota; Metazoa; Chordata; Mammalia; Chiroptera; Vespertilionidae
Gene: CALCB
Product: calcitonin related polypeptide beta
Exons: 5
Coding region: 72-470 (132 amino acids)
Cellular component (GO): extracellular region
Molecular function (GO): calcitonin receptor binding; hormone activity
Source: RefSeq, a predicted model, not a curated record